AUGGCAUCACGAAAGAAGGGACUCUCUUUAGAGGAAAAGCGUGCACAGAUGUUGGCGUUAUUUUAUGAAAGUGAAGAUAUUGCACCGAAGCAAAAGGGAGUGAUAUCUCAAGCUGUGAAGGAAGUCACUCAGUCUUUGGUAGACGACGGUUUAGUGGAAUGCGAGAAAAUUGGGACUAUCGUCUGUUACUGGGCUUUUCGAUCCAAGGCCUCACAGAUUAGAAAGCGAAAGCUGCAAGAGCUUAACGAGUCGAUUGAUGAUGUUAAGAAGAGAAUUGCUGAAGGAACGGCUGAGCUGAAAAAGCAGAAGAAAGGGAAGGAGGACUCCGAGGAACGCUCUGAACUGUUAAUUUUAUUUGGGAAUCUUCAAGAAGAAGAAAGAACACUUAGUGGACGCUUGGAACAGUAUACUGAAUACGACCCUGAAGCAAUUGCUCAGGUGAAGCAACGGGCCGAAAAGGCGCGUGAGGAUGCUAAUCGCUGGACAGACAACAUUUUCUCAAUUAAGAAGUGGUGUAAAACAAAGUUUGGUCUGGAUGACAAAGCUCUUGAUCAGCAGUUUGACAUACCCGAGGACAUGGAUUACAUAGAAUAG
This is a messenger RNA of Angiostrongylus costaricensis, 594 nucleotides long. Lineage: Eukaryota; Metazoa; Nematoda; Chromadorea; Rhabditida; Metastrongylidae. The record is from the annotation of a GenBank genome assembly.